Messenger RNA from Drosophila persimilis, 1934 nucleotides. Its product is annotated as ras-related protein Rab-5B. The record is from RefSeq and is a predicted model, not a curated record. The transcript is spliced from 6 exons. Lineage: Eukaryota; Metazoa; Arthropoda; Insecta; Diptera; Drosophilidae. Gene Ontology annotation, molecular function: GTPase activity; GTP binding. The coding region runs from base 405 to 1061 and encodes 218 amino acids.
GCCCUGCUGGAAAAGGCAGGAAUAAACGUGCAUAAAUCGAUUCUCGCAAUAGCAAUGUGUGUGACAAUAUGAGAAUCAAGUGUUGUAGCCCAAUAUUGCGUUGUUGUUUCCCCAUUAAUUAAGAAAGUUGUGUAAAAUUUUUUCCACCAUUAUUAUCGUCAUCGAUAGCCGAGCAGAGGAUAGAAAGCAAUGAGAGCGAGUGAGAUAGACGGCCAUGAAUUUUUGGAUAAUAUACACCCCAUAGCAACAUACACACUCUGAGAGGGAGUACACCGCACCAUACCACACCACAAAAUACAGUGACCGUCCGAUAAAACCGAUACACCCCGCAUCAUCAGUUUUGCAUUGCAUCAAAAAAGCAGAAAAAAGAAAGAAAAGAGCCCGACGAGCGACACGGAUUGAUCAUGGCCACAACACCACGCAGCGGCGGUGCCGGCUCUGGAACGGCACAGCGACCGAAUGGAACCUCUCAGAACAAAAGUUGCCAAUUCAAGCUGGUGCUCCUGGGCGAAUCGGCUGUCGGCAAAUCGUCGCUUGUGCUGCGCUUCGUCAAGGGACAAUUCCAUGAAUAUCAGGAGAGCACGAUAGGUGCGGCCUUUCUAACACAAACCAUUUGCAUAGAGGAUACUGUGGUGAAGUUUGAAAUUUGGGAUACAGCCGGCCAGGAGCGAUACCACAGCUUAGCUCCCAUGUAUUAUAGAGGUGCGCAGGCCGCCAUUGUUGUCUAUGAUAUACAGAAUCAGGAUAGUUUUCAGCGUGCAAAGACCUGGGUCAAGGAACUGCAUAAACAAGCCUCACCAAACAUUGUCAUUGCGCUGGCCGGCAAUAAGGCGGAUCUGUCAAACAUUCGCGUCGUGGAGUUUGAUGAAGCGAAGCAAUAUGCCGAGGAGAAUGGUUUGCUGUUCAUGGAGACGUCUGCGAAGACGGGCAUGAAUGUCAACGAUAUCUUUUUGGCCAUUGCCAAGAAACUACCUAAGAACGAUGGCGCCAACAAUCAGGGAGGCAGCAUAAGGCCGAAUGGGAAUGAAACAAAUCGACCGACGAACAACUGCUGCAAGUGAUGUCCCUUUGUAGAAAAUGAAAUUUCCAACGAGAGAUUUGAAAAGUUUAUGCUGAUAAUUAUAAAUAAAAAAAUUAUUUAAAAAUUUAACAAAAAAAAGAAAACCGAAAAGAAAAAAAACACAUACCUAAAAAAAUUGGCUCUCAUAGGGGCAAGAAAUUAAAUUUUCAUAAUUGAUUGGUGAUGAGAUGAGAACCGAAAGAAACAUUCUAAUAAAACAAAACCAUACAAUAUUAAUUUUAAAUUAAAUAUAAAACAGAAAACAAAAAAGGGAGAAGCCCCCAAGCUCCACCUCGCUACCCAUUCAUUUAUAAACGAAGCGAGAGCGAUUUCCAUAUCUGACACGUCUAGAGAGCCCCACAACAGAUCCCCCAGAAAAUGUGCUAAUCAGAAUUCCACACACACCCACAGACACCAUAAACCAUUUCAAAUAAUAAUAAUUAUAAUAAAAAAAUACAAAACGAAAUUCAAUUCGGUGGAAGAGAGGAGAAGGCGCGGAAAGGUUAUUUUGCAUAGUUCGCAUCGUGUCGUAGAAAAGUUUGAAAUUGUAUUGUAUAAAAAAGAAAAGAAAACAGCAAAGAAUAUUUGUAAAAUUUACAUUUUCGUGUAAGUUUCUAAAGCAAAAAAGAAAUUCCAGUUGCAGUUGUUCUCAGCAGCGUUCCAAAAAAUAAGAGAAAAAAUGUUCAGAUCCAAGCGGCCGAUGAAGAAGAUCCUCGCGCGCGUCCGCACGGAUCUGCGGCAAUGUGUGUGUCUGUCUGGCUCUGGAGUGCGGAGAAUCGCCUACCCCCCGCCUCCAAGCUGCGACGGACACGUGUGAUAGUUGCAAUUUAUAUAAAUUAUAUAUACACAUAUGAGAAAAAAACAAAAAACGAAA